Molecule: messenger RNA, 2820 nt
Organism: Hibiscus syriacus
Lineage: Eukaryota; Viridiplantae; Streptophyta; Magnoliopsida; Malvales; Malvaceae
Product: putative pentatricopeptide repeat-containing protein At5g13230, mitochondrial
Biological process (GO): RNA modification
Molecular function (GO): RNA binding; zinc ion binding; protein binding
Source: RefSeq, a predicted model, not a curated record
GAACGGACCGGUUCAACCAGCAUCCUUAGAAGCAUUGACUUGUUUAUUUCUGAGUGCGAGUAUCAGCAGAAGGACGCACAUUUGAUUCAAAACUCUGUUUUUCCUUGAAAAAUAGUAGGUCCAUACCAUUACAUUCAUAUAUUUGAUUCGUUGCUCGUCUUUCUGACUUUCUUCCUCAUUGCUUUCAAAGCAUUGACGCUUGCAUGAUCAGAUUGUUCACCAGCAGAGCACUGCGGCCCUCUAAUAUUUCUGCUGUGUACCGAAAGAUCAACCCUUUUGUCUGCUCUUCAUCAUGUGGGUUAUCAGCACAAGCAGCAGCAAUCCAGACCCAGCAAAACCCGAGUUUCAUAAACGAGCCAUGCUCGCAUUUCGAUUCUUACAAGUAUGGUUCCUUGCUUCAACUUUGUAUCCAAAACGAUGACCCCAUUUCAGCAAUGGGUCUUCACUGCAAGAUCCGAAAGAGCGGUAAUUGCUUAGACUUGUUUGCUACAAACAUUCUCUUGAAUGUGUAUGUAAAAGCUAAAUUAUUGUCCCAGGCUGAACUUCUGUUCGAUGAAAUGCCUGAGAGAAACACGAUUUCGUUCGUUACUCUAGUUCAAGGCUAUGCACAGUGUUUGCAGUUCUGAAGCCUUGGGGUGUUUUCUAGGCUGCAUAGGGAAGGUCAUGAGCUUAACCCAUUUGUUUUUACUUCCAUUUUGAAGGUGCUUGUCAGUAUGGAAUGCUCUGAGUUAGCUUGGAACUUGCAUGCUUGCAUUUAUAAGCUUGGCCAUGAGUCUAAUGCCUUCGUUGGAACUGCUUUAAUCGAUGCAUAUUGUUGUGGGUGUGUUCACUUCGCGAGAGAAGUUUUUGACGGGAUUAGAUGCAAGGAUAUGGUUACUUGGACAGGAAUGGUAGCAUGUUAUGCAGAGAACGACUAUUUUCGAGAGGCAUUAGAGGCUUUUUCACAAAUGAGAUUGGUCGGUUUUAAGCCAAACAAUUUUACUUUUGCUGGCGUUUUUAAGGCUUGUAUUGGACUUGAAGCAUUUGAUACAGCGAGAGGCGUUCAUGGGUGUGUUCUAAAAACUCGUUAUGAGCAUGAUAUUUAUGUAGGGGUUGCAUUGCUUGAAUUAUAUACCAAAUGUGGGAACAUCGACUAUGUUCAACGGGUUUUUGAGGAGAUACCUAAAACAGAUGUUAUUCCAUGGAGUUUCAUGAUUUCACGGUAUGCACAGAGUGAUCAGAGUGAAAAGGCUGUUAAUCUGUUUUGCCAAAUGAGGCAAUCUUGUGUGGUUCCUAAUCAAUACACAUUUGCUAGUACACUUCAAGCGUGUGCAACUUUGGGGGAUCUAGAUUUAGGAAAGCAAAUGCACAGCCUUGUGCUUAAGGUUUGUCUUAAUGCAGAUGUGUUCGUAUCAAAUGCCCUUAUGGAUGUCUAUGCUAAGUGCGGAAGGAUUGAGGAUUCGAUGGAGCUGUUUGAGAAAUCACCGAAUAGGAAUGAUGUAUCUUGGAACACCUUGAUAGUUGGUUAUGUUAACUGCGGGGACGCUGAGAAGGCAUUGGGCUUGUUUAUGGAGAUGCUUGACAAUCGAGCACAGGCAACUGAAGUAACAUAUUCCAGCAUCCUCUGUGCUUCCGCCAGUUUGACGGAAUUGGAGCUAGGAACCCAAAUUCACUCCUUAACUGUCAAAACAAAUUACGCUGAAAAUACUAUAGUUCAUAAUGCAUUGAUUGACAUGUAUUCCAAGUGUGGAAGGAUAAAAGACGCUCGAUCGGUAUUUGAUAAGAUGAAUGAACGAGAUGAAGUUUCAUGGAACACUAUGAUCUCAGGGUAUUCUAUGCAUGGGCUUGGUAUGGAAGCUUUAAAAAUAUUUCAGGUGAUGAAGGACAGAGGGUAUAAACCAAACACUUUGACCUUUGUUGGCGUGCUAUCAGCCUGUAGCAACUCAGGACUACUCGAUCAAGGACAAGCUUACUUUUCAUCUAUGUUGCAGGAGUAUGGCAUAGAGCCAUGCAUUGAGCAUUAUUCUUGCAUGGUCUGGCUUUUGGGGAGAUCAGGUCAUCUUGACAAGGCAUUGAAGUUGAUCCAGGAAAUCCCAUUUAAGCCUAGUGUUAUGGUCUGGCGUGCCUUGCUUGGAGCUUGUGUUAUUCAUAAUAAUGUUGAGCUUGGAAGAAUAUCCGCACAGCGCAUUCUUGAGUUGGAACCCCAAGAUGAUGCAACCCAUGUGCUACUGUCGAAUAUGUAUGCAACUGCAAGAAAGUGGGACAAUGUCGCUGCCAUUAGGCAAAACAUGAGAGAGAAAGGAAUGAAGAAGGAACCGGGUUUAAGUUGGAUCGAGAACCAGGGAAGUGUGCAUUAUUUCAGUGUGGGAGACACUUCGCAUCCCGAUACUAAGGUGAUUAAUGGGAUAUUGGAAUGGUUGAACUUGAGGACGAGGAGAGCAGGGUUUGUCCCUAAUCGUAAUGCCGUUUUGCUUGACGUAGAGCAUAAAGAAAAGGAGCGACUCUUGUGGGUACACAGUGAAAGGUUAGCUCUUGCGUAUGCACUAUUUCGGACGUCACCCGGAAGGCAAAUCCGUAUAAUUAAGAACCUCCGAAUAUGUGUGGAUUGCCAUGCUGCAAUGAAAUUAAUAUCAAAGAUCGUGCAGCGAGAUAUUAUCAUCAGAGAUAUGAACCGGUUCCAUGACUUCCAUGAUGGAGUUUGCUCCUGUGGUGAUUACUGGUAAUUCAUUCAUCUGCCGCUACAGGGUGAUUAUCUUUCGGAUCCUAUCCCCCCUGGUAUUGUAAGCAUCUUCUCUCUAAAUGUUUUUGCAAAAUGUUUGACAGUUUUGUUAGUUUAGUAAC